AUGUCGACCAAUGUGAUCAAAAAGGACUACCCAAUUGGCGUAGUGGGUGGUGACCCUGAGUCUUGCGCCAGAGGAAGCAUCUCGACUUUGCGGGUGUGCACUGAAAUUUCGAUCAGUCCUACCCGUCGCUACAUUUCGGUAUCUGUCGCGUCGCACCUCCAGCCAAAUUGGUAUCGAAAUUUCAAAUUCAAAUUCCCGUUUCCACGCGUGCCCCGCGGCGGCGACUGCUUCGGACCCCUAAUUGGUCCUUUGGUGGUUCCGUGGUACGGUUUGAUGCAGGCCUUUGAUGUGGUCUCAUGGGCGGUGAGUCCCACAGAGUACAAGAUUAGCCGCGCGCAAUUCAAUACCCUAAUCCGGCUUAGGGAACAGCAA
Molecule: messenger RNA, 372 nt
Organism: Iphiclides podalirius (scarce swallowtail)
Lineage: Eukaryota; Metazoa; Arthropoda; Insecta; Lepidoptera; Papilionidae
Source: the annotation of a GenBank genome assembly